Molecule: messenger RNA, 6072 nt
Organism: Polypterus senegalus (gray bichir)
Lineage: Eukaryota; Metazoa; Chordata; Cladistia; Polypteriformes; Polypteridae
Product: zinc finger protein 2 homolog
Exons: 3
Coding region: 167-1945 (592 amino acids)
Biological process (GO): regulation of immune system process; negative regulation of transcription by RNA polymerase II; regulation of cytokine production
Cellular component (GO): nucleus
Molecular function (GO): DNA-binding transcription factor activity, RNA polymerase II-specific; RNA polymerase II cis-regulatory region sequence-specific DNA binding
Source: RefSeq, a predicted model, not a curated record
GCUGUGGAUCACAGCUAGACCCUUUGCAAACGUUAAGGUCGAGGGACGGAUUAGGUUUCUGGUUUCUUUAACUUCCAAAGUAAAACCAAAGAAGCACAGGUGAAGGGGAGAAGAGAGAAGCACAAGAAAGCAAGCUGCCAGUACCAGUAACCCAAAGAGGCGUGAAAUGGAGGAGAAGGUGCAUACAAGUGGAAGGGGGAUUUCUGAAGAGGGAAGUAAGGACAAGAAAGAAGAGACUCCCAUACUACCUGCAGGUGACUUUUUCACCAAUUCCAUAGAGAAGAAAAUUGUGGACAUUAAGCAAGAGGACUGUGAAUGGGAAACUGCCUAUCAUCAGCAGCAGAGGCCCAAUGUUAAGGAGGACGAUUGUGAAUGGGAGAUUAUAGGUAUGAAGAAAGAGACUGACACACAAAACAAUAAAAUUAUGAGCCGUGUCAAGAAAGAAGACCUUAAAUCUGAGCAGGACUCACAGUAUAUCUGUUCAAAUGAAAUGAUGACUGCAUUAGGCUCUACUCCAAAUAGGGACUGCCCUUUACAGGAUCAAUUGACCCAAGUGAAGUCAGAAUAUAAUGGGAUGAAAAAGGAGGACGAUUGUGAAUGGGAGAUUACAGGUAUUAAAAAAGGGACUAACACACAAAACCAUGAAAUUAUUAGCAGUGUCAAGGAAGAAGACCUUAAAUCUGAGCAGGACUCGCAAUACAUCUGUUCAAAUGAAACGAUGACUGGAUUAGGCUCUAUUCCAAAUAGGAACUGCCCCAUACAGAAUCAUUUGAACCAAGUGAAGUCAGAGUUAUUAGAUUCUAAUGGGAUGAAAAAGGAGGAAGCGUCAACUUCUGAACAUUCUGAACAAGAUUUACAACAGAACAGUCAUUUUUCCUCAUAUCUGUCACCUCAGCACAGUCUUUGUCAGAGACCACAACAGACACAGCAAAAUGAAAACCUGAAGAUAUCAACAUCUCAAUCGGACAGUUCUAUACUGUCCUCUUUGCAGUACAGUUCCCAACCUGUGAAACUAAUGAGUUGUGUUGUGAAACUAAUGAGGAUUAAUGAUGGGAACACUCAUCAGCAGGGGAAGAAAACAGAACCUGUGAUGUUGGGGUUCUGCAAAGUAAAUGAAAGAAGUUCUAACAGCAAAUCUAAUGUAAAAAAUCGUCGAAAAGACCAACCGAAGCCACACUGCUGCUCUGAAUGUGGGAAACAAUUCAGCAAUAUGCGCAAUCUUCAGAACCACACAACAAUUCACACUGGAAAAAGUGCAUAUUGUUGUCUAGAAUGUGGUAAACGAUUCUACCGGAAAAGUCAUCUUGUUAGCCACACAAGAAUUCACACUGGUGAGAAGCCAUUUAGUUGUUCUGAAUGUGGCAAACAAUUCUCUCACAGUAGUGCCCUACAGUCACACAAGAGACUUCACACUGGAGAAAAGCCAUAUAGUUGUCCUGAAUGUUGCAAACUAUUUUCUGACAGCAAAGACCUUCUGACCCACAUAAGAGUUCACACUGGAGAGAAACCAUUUUCCUGUCCUGGAUGUGAUAAACGUUUCUCUGACAAGAGCUCCCUUCGUACCCAUAAAAGAAUUCAUACUGGAGAGAAGCCGUUUUGUUGUUCUGAUUGUGGUAAAUUAUUUGCUCAUUGUAGCCAGUUUCGCACACACAUCAGACGUCACACUGGAGUGAAGCCAUUUUGCUGUUCUGAAUGUGGUAAACAAUUCUAUGAAAAGAGAAGUCUUCAAAACCAUGCAAGAACUCACACUGGAGAAAAGCAAUAUAGUUGUCCUGAAUGUAACAAACGAUUCUAUGAAAAAACAGGACUUCGAAGCCAUUCUAGAAUUCACACUAGAGAGAAACCAUUUUGUUGUCCUGAUUGUGGUAAAUUAUUUGCUCAUUGUAGCACUUUCCGCGCACACAUUAGACGUCACACUGGAGAGACGCCAUAUUGCUCUUCUUAACCAUUUUCUUGUCCUGAAUGUGAUAAACGAUUCUCUGACAAGAGGAGCCUUCGUUACCAUGCAAGAAUUCACAUGGAAGAGAAACCAUUUUCCUGUCAUGAAUGAGGCAAACAGUUCUCUCAUAGUAACAGUCUCCAGGCACACAUCUGAAGAUAAAAUAGAUGCAAUGAGAGUUACUGUACAAUAUGUCAAAUGAGCAAGAAAACAAGAGAACUAGUGCCAGUUGUGAUUGGAUCAACAGGAUUAAUUUAAAGAAACUUUCAUGCCCUUCUUGAUACCCCACCAAUUACCAUAACUCCUUUUGAACUGCCAAAGGAAGCAUUAUUGGAAUAAUGCAGGUUCUUCACGUCUAUUGCUGCAAAUUUUAAGGGGGUAAGAAAUAAAGUAAUUCAAAUGAACUGUUAAUUAAAGAAUGAGGUCUACUAACAUCUUAAUUAAAAGCAAACCAAGAAAAUGUUAGAGAAAAUAAUCCUGAGAGAAGCCAUGUUGCUCUUCUGAAUAUGGCAGAGAUUUCUCAGUGGAGCCAUUUUCACAGGAAUACAAUGACUCGUACUGAAUGUGGUAAACAAUUUUACAGAAACUUGAUAGCCACAAAAAAACUUACAAAUGUAAGAAAUGCUGUGGCUGUGGUCAGGUUCAGAAACACCACAUUGCAGAUAAAGCUUUGAUGGAAGACAUUGAAAAGAAGAGAUGGGAGUCUCCAUCUAUUUUUGACAAAAUGUCUUCACUUGGAGGACUCUGUACAAUUAGAAUUUACACCUUUAUGAUGUUUGAUGUAUAUUGAAUAGAAUGGUACCGUUUAAAAUAUUUGAAGUUCCAUCUGCUUUUUAGGUUUAAAUGGCUGAUAAUGCCAGGACCAGUACAACAGGAAUGGUGAAGCGAGUGUUAACUGUGCAACAUUACAGCCAAAGGAACCUCUCUGGUGUGGCAUGAGAGCUAGAUGAUACUCACAUCACUGCAAUGAAAAUGUAAAAUCACCUAAACAUACAGCUGGGAGAAGAUAAAGGCUAGUGUUCAACCAUAGAUAAACUUGAAAUUAUAUUCUGAAUUCCAACCUUGCAGUUAGACCAAGAGGGUUUAUGCAUAAAAUGUGCUAUUUCUUAUACAUAGCGAUUCUGAAUUUAGAGUAAAUGUUGUCACUUUAAGAUUAAAAUCUUACAUUACCAUCACUUAAGAAAAGAAAAGUUUAGGCCAUUCUUGAGAAUAUCUUGGAUAAAGCAGCACAAAGGUAGAGCAGGAAGAAAAACAUUCAAGAAAACCAAAAAAUGAAAGGCACUUGAAUGGUUAUGUAAUUUGUGUGUGUGUGUAACAUAUCUGAGAGCUACAUUUAUUUAUCAACUCCUGCAUCAAAUAUAAAGAUACUUAAAUAUUUCAUGCCGAAGUAAACAAAUAUUGUGGAAGUGCAAGUCACAUGAGACUCUUUAAAACAUUGGAGACUUUAUGACCUCCACUUGCAGAAGUCACAUUAAUUUGGUGGCUCCUCUGUGUCCUUUGCUCUCCUCCUUUCCUUCAGAAUCCUCACACUACAUUACUUGUAUUGCAAAGUAAUUUCUACUCAGCCUGCACUCUGAAUUAUCAAGUGAAUUCUGCAAAUCACCUUUUGAACCUGAUAGUCCAGUGAUAAAGGUACUCUUCUGGAGUCAGAGCAAUCUACAGAAUUCAGCAAAGCAGUGAUUGCAGAUUUCAUAGAAAAUAUAAAGUUAUUUGUAUUUCAACAGCUCACUGCAAUGCAGAACAGCAUUCAGCAAAGUUUUCAAAUGGGACUGGGUGGUAAUGAAAGCUGAGCAGAAAAAAACUUUUUCAACACGUCCGCAGUAUUGUGAAUUCGCUGAACCAAGACGAGGAUCAGAUCUGAUCAGUCAAAUUCAAAGUUUCCUUUUUAACUGCAUAACUCACUCUUGGGUGAAAGAUGGGCACUGCAAUGUGUGCUUCAUUGGAAUAAGGAAAAUUUUGGAAGAUGGAAAUACAGUAGAGUUUUUGAAAAGACUGUGGCACUCUGUUUUCUGCUUUAUCUGGGUUUGCUCUAAUAAUUAAGUGUUUCCACAAGAUUUAUCCCCUGUGCCAGGAUCUAUCUUGCCUGAGGCCAUUGACAUUAAAAUACCUAAAUCAUAACAAUGUUGAAGCUGGAAAAUUCCAAGUCUUUCAUAUGAAGGUCCCCGCUUCUAUCCAUUUGCCAACUGCUCCUCCUCAACUGCAGCGGUUAAGAAGACAAUGCAACCUGCUGUUCGGUGUGCACAAGUGACAUGGCUGUGACUAUUCCUUCUUUGUCCAAUUCAUCUUAAAUUGUCUCACAUUUCAGAAAGCAUCACCUUUGAUGAUCCUAAUUAAGCAUGUAAGGUAUAGCAAUUUUAUAUUUACUGGAACUUUUCUCUUGUGAGCCGCUUCAUGUCAAUCUUGACUGCAUCAUCAACCACAUAUGGAAAGUUUAUGCCAUCAGGCUUCUCAUGCUGACAAACAGUUUAACUUUGAUGAGCUCCUGGUGCCUUAAUACUGUACAGCGUGGUGCUCCUGUUAGGCUUUUGUUUUAACAUUCUCAGUCUCUCUUUUUUUAAGUAGUUUUUAUUUAACAAGUGUGUAAGUGCUUUGUACAUCUUUAUUUCUAUGAUGCAUUGUGCCAUGAAGCAGAAGCACUUGUUGAGAUGCCGUGCUGCCUUAUUGAAUGACUUUUCUGCCAUCUACUGCCUUAUUUCUUUCUCCUUGAUACUUUUGAAGGAAGCGUCUGUUAUUAGUCCUUCAUUGCGCCAAUAUGCAUGUGCAUGUUUUGAUGUUUAUUUUUAAGGGGUGAUAUGGAUUUUGUAAAGGUUUUCAGUUUCCUUUUUUCUUUUCUCUCUUUGGAUGUUUUAUACUAAAUGUAGUUCUGUUUGAGGGGGUCUGGUGGGGGGUUUUGGUGGAUGCCCACUUUCUACCUUGUCUUCUGUAUUUUAGUGGCUUAAUUAUAUGUUUACCAUUCUGGCUUUUGUAAUUUUAAAUGGUUUAUGUUUAAUUCAUUUGUCUCAGUUAAAUACAUGCCAAGACCUUAUUUUCCAUGAUUUAUUUUGUCCUGUGUAUUCCAGGCAGGAUGUGAGAAGACUGCUUGUGUUGAGGCCCUUUUGGAUUUAUUGUAUCUAGAGUUGCAGUGCAAUAUUUUGUUUUUUUCUCUAUCUGGUAUUUUAUCCUUUCACAUUUCUAAGCUCUGCUAUUUCAUUUCUGUUUUCUGAUUUCGCAUUUCACUUUCACAUGCAUUGAAGACAUGUAACUCUCACAUCUUUGAAUGUUCAUGGCUUGGAGUCCAAUACUAAACCAACCAGAAUUUUGGCCUAUUUCUGGGGCUGACAUUGUUAAUUUUGGUUUCCUUCAGCAACAUACCUUUUGGUUAAGCACAUGCCGAUGUACAAUCGCUGCCGAAUUGGUUAGCCUCUUACAAUAUGUCUCCUAGCACACUUUCCAUUUAUUUGAAGGAAAUCUCCUUUUUUAAUGGUAAAUGUUUGAAUUGACUGCGAUAUAUAAUAGUAGUGCAUUCAGGACCUCUAUUUUAAAUUGGUUAUGGACAAGCUCCACAAUGGAUUGCCAUUUCCCUUGCACUCUUUCCUUCCCUAACUGAUAUCAUCAUACCUCCACUCCAGGGCUAUCUUUGUUCAUACAAAGCUGUGUGGAUGGGAUUGUUUGUGGGCUUGUGGUCACCUUGUCAGAUGUAAUUAAGGUCAGAGAACAAUCCCAAGCAUACAAGGCUGGAGAGUAAAAUGCUAGGGAGGCCAUUGUGUAUGUCCUCAUAUCUACUGAGUACACUCCCGCGCGGAUUAAGUCACAUAUGACCGUAAAUUUGUAUGUUUUAAGUAGCCUGCUUUUGCUUGAGAAGUUUCACUUUCAUGGCUUCAGGCAGUUCAAAAUUGAAAAACAGAAUCGUCAGCAACUCCAGAAUUCAAAUUCAGCCUAUCAACCCAUGAAAAUCUACUUAUCCAGCAAUUGUAUAGUUAGCUGUUUUAAGAGAUUUACAUAUACAGCAUAGGCUGUGACAGAGAAGCAAAUAUCCCACAUAUUUAUGUCAUUGUGGCUUUAACAGAAGUUCAAUAAAUAGAUAAAUACAUACACAAACACCCCGAACAACUAAAUAGAACAUUUUUAAAGGAAGAAAACAUCUGACUUUGCAG